AGCAGCAGGGUGUGUUCUUGGUUCUCACGCCUAACUGCUGCUUCCCUCUUCUUCGCGUCGCCAAGCUGUAAACACGCCAUCGCUCCUCUCCGAAUCGCCCUAGAGGGCUGCCUUUUUCGUCGCUAAGAGCCGGGCGGGUUGGCCCUUCGCCAACCGGUGGGCAGUCGCCACGUGACCGUGCGAAACGCCGUCGCCCGGACGAAUGUGUCGCGCACAUGUCGUUUCCAGGUUGGCGGGGGCGUUCAACCAGCCUGGUUAUCGCAGAUGCGUCGCUCGGCGCCAGUGCCCGCUGCGGACGAUGACGCAGGCGGUGUGCGGCGGGGCGAUGGGGAGCGGCGGAGCACAUGGGUGGCGGCACGGUCAGAGUGUUACUCCGCCUCGCCAUCCCUCCUUCCCCGCCCCCAACCCCAGGCGCUGUGCGUCGCGUGGGCAGGGAGGGCGAGGAGGCGAGAGAGACGGAAGCAUUUAAAGACGGCGCUUUGCUCGUCUCGUGUCACCUCCUGCCCACGGCCGCACCCUCCACGCCGUCCUCACUUGCCGCACAGCCCUGCUGCUGCCACCGCCCAGAGUGCUCUCCGCCCAGAGUGCUCUCCGCCCAGCAGUGGCCCGGAGAGGCCGCGAGCGCGAGUGGUGUGGGCUUGACGGGAGCGGCAAGGGCGGGCGCGCAGAGAGCUGCACGCGAGAGAACGACCCGCGCCGCUGCUGCUGCUGCCGUGAGAGAGGGCGUCAGAAGAGAGCGAGGGAGCGGGCAGGUGGUGAGCGGGGAGGGCGCAACAGGAGUGGGCGGGAGGGGAUGAACGGCGGUGAGGCAGCAGCGUUGGCUCUCACCGUGCCGGCCGAGGCCCUUGAGGCUCCUGAGGCACUUGAGGCGCCCGCUGCCGCUCACAGUGAAGGCUGCAUGGGGAUGCAUAUGGGUCGGGCUAAUGCUGCUACUAACGCUGCUGCUAGCGCCGCUGCUAAUGGUGGUAAAAUCACCAGUGCGUGUGGUGAUGGCCGUAGACCCUCCGUUGUCGCUGCCACUGCUGCUCCUUCCAAUGCAUUCACCGUUGCUGGAGCCACGAGUGAUGCUGCUCCUGCUGUUGCUGCUGAUGCUGCUGCCGUCACAGGCGCUGCCAGUGCUGCCAGGGAGGUCCCUGCUGUGCCCGAGGACACGACAGCAGCGGGGCCGGAUGACUGGCUGCACGUGCUGCACGACGACGCCCACUGGGACCUGUUCCCCGCCUUCUCACUGCCGCCCCUCGCCCUCCCCCCCCUGCCUCUGCCUGCUGGCCCUUCCACGCACGCUCCUCCACCGCUCCCCACUGCUCACCAACCCCCCAUGGCAGGGCAGUCGCACUGUGCUCUCCGUGCGCUCCCCCUUGCAGCAGCGGAUCUCACGCAGAUCGGCUCUUCAGGCGACCUGCACGCCGCCGUUGCGGCGCUGGCAGGCGCCCACAGCCCCGACGGCACGUACAGCCCCGACGGUGCUGCGUGCGGGUCGGGCAUCUGGCAUGCCCUGGGGGGCCGCUUGGGGUCAGGCGUGGGCAGUGAUGGCAGUGGUGGCAGUGGUGGCGCGGGGGGCAUGGGGGGCAGCAGUGGGACCAGGACUGCGUUGGCAGAUGGCAGUGGCAGUGGCGGUGGGCAUGGGAGAGGGGAAGGCGGGGGUGAUGCAGACGGGAUGGUGGGUGGCAGGGAGGGGGCAGUGGCGUUGAUGGAGAGGGAAGGGGCAGAUGCAGCAGCAACAGUGGCAGGGGGGCCAGCAGAGGCAGCGACUGGGGGAGUUAAGAUGGGGGAAGGCGUGGAGGGUGGUGAGUGGUGGGAGGGGGAGUGGCAUCUGGGCGAGAGUGUGGUGGAGGGGCCGUUUGCUGCAGCCCUCGUGACUUGCAUCAACUGCUCCUCCCUGCUGCAGGUCUGCUCCUCCCUGCUGCAGGUCUGCUCCUCCCUGCUGCAGGUCUGCUCCUCCCUGCUGCAGGUCUGCUCCUCCCUGCUGCAGGUCCACGUGCCCGCGGCCCUGCCUACUGCUGCCAUCUGCACUCUGUUCUGUGGCCACUGCUCUGCCCUGCUCGCCCUGCCGCCAUCCGCCCGCGCUUCCACUGCCAAUGCUACCACCACCGCCACUGCCACUGCCUCCGUGUCGCUCGCACUUCCUCACCACACGGGACAGCAAUUGGAAGCUACCAAUGCUGGCUGUGGCACGAGGGGGGGCGACAGGGGCAUGCGCGGCGCUGACGUGGCUCCCGGGUUGCUCCCUCCUGCCGCUGGCGCCGCCCUGCGCGCCAUCUGUGGGUUGCGCAGAAUGUCUGAGGACCCUCGUGAGCGCAGAAUGUCUGAGGACCCUCAUGAGCGCAGAAUGUCUGAGGACCCUCGUGAGCGCAGAAUGUCUGAGGACCCUCGUGAGCGCAGAAUGUCUGAGGACCCUCGUGAGCGCAGAAUGUCUGAGGACCCUUGUGAGCGCAGAAUGUCUGAGGACCCUCGUGAGCGCAGAAUGUCUGAGGACCCUCGUGAGCGCAGUGCGUGCGACGGCAGCCCCACAAGCGACAGCACCGGCCUCGCACCCACACCAAGCCGCGUGCUGCCAGCGCUGCACAGAGGGCCCGCCGUGCCUGGGGGGGGCGCGAUGCGAGGCUCCUGGGCCGUCGCUGGAGAGAUGCGGCAGCAGCGCAUGGGCCAUGAGGCACAGUUUCCGUGCGUGCAGGUUACCCCCUGUUACCCCCUCCGUGCGUCUGCUCUGGGCGAGGGUGUCACGGCUGGGCCCACCACGCUCGGCGCCACUUCUGCUGAGGCUGCUGCUGCCACUGAUGGCGCUGGCAGCGGUGCUGCAAGUGGCGCAGAGAGCAGGAGAGCGCAGCGGGCGUUGAGAAAGCGGAAGCUUGCCUUGUCUCUCACAGGGUCCAGAGCAGCGGCAAGGGAGGGGUCCGAAGAGGCAGGAGAUGUGAGUGGGGAGGAGGAGAGCUGCAAAGGAGGGAAGCAGAGGGGUGGCAAGGCAAGCAGCAAAGCGGCAGGGAGAGGCGGCAUGGCCCCUGUGAAGAGGCAUCGCAAGGCGUCUACCUACAACCUCUUCAUCCGGGACGAGAUGCUGCGCCUGCGCGCGGCCAACCCCGCCAUGGACCACCGUGAGGCGUUCAAGGAGGCCGCGAAGCGGUGGGGCAGUGCAGCAGAGAACGUGCGUGGCUCGCACGCCCUGGCAGCAGCAGCCAAGGCCAGGGCGCUGCUGCUCUACCCACCCUUGCGCGCCCUGCACACUCUCUGCAGCCCGCCCCCUCCCGUUGCUUCUGCUCUGCCUGCAGCACGCGUGGGAGCGCAGGAGGCAGUGGGGAUGGUGGAGCAUCUGCGUGCUGAGGGGCGGUGGGUGGUGGAGGCGGAGGGGAGGGCUGCACAGGGAGUGGUUGAGGAGCUGCCGUCAGAACCUGAGAGGGUGGGGGCAGGCUGCUGGCACAGUGGGUGUGGCGUGGGAAGGGGGCCACGCGAUGAUGAGGGGGAGGGGGGCUGCCGUGCUGAUGGAGUGGGAUAUGCGCCGCUGGAGAUGGGCAGGCAGGAAGGCUCUCUCACCAACCAGCAGAACCAGAUGCAAGGUGGCAGGCCUGGAUGCCACAUGGAGCAGAGGCACGAGCAGGAGAGGGAUGUGCUGCUUCCCUUGGCAGGUGAGCCAGCAGCAGCACAUCCCUUGGAGCACUACCUGUGGGAGGCAGAGGGUUGUGAGCAGCAGCGGCAGCAUCAGCAGCAGCAGCAGCAGCCGCCGCCGCGGGCCCAGCUGCUGCACAGUGAUGCAUACAGACGGCUGGCAGCAGGGAUCAGCAACAAGCUCAAGUCGUCUUAGUUGCUGGAAGUGAUGAAGUUCAGACGAAUUCCUAUGAAGUAGGAUCAGAAUCAAGAAUGCCAAAUCCAUUAUUGAUCCCGUUGCCCGGUCUGUUACGCCAUCAUCUGAAACGAGGGCAGCCACCUCAACAUCGCACAGGCGCAUCUGAUUGGCUGCCCCUACCAACACAUUUUGGACAGCCGAAAACGAGAGCUAAGCCAACGCCUCAUGACAAAAGUGUGCCGAGUCCCGACGCGCGACGUGCAGCGAAAUGGAACUGUAUGCGACGGACACAAAAACGCGACUUCUGCUGACUUCGAAACUGCAUUCAAUGUUAAAAGACUAGUUAGGAAGAAAGGGCGGCCAUGAAAUGGCGUGAGGGUUUAGGAGCUAGGAGCUAGGAGAGAAAGUUUGACGAAAGAGAAGAGGGAGAACUAUGUUGGAAAUACCUCGAAAACUUAAGCGUUUCUGAAGUGUAACACUACACUCGAGGAAAGUUGUAUCGGGUACGCGAGUCAACAGAGGUUACAC
Messenger RNA from Closterium sp. NIES-67, 4306 nucleotides. The record is from the annotation of a GenBank genome assembly. Lineage: Eukaryota; Viridiplantae; Streptophyta; Zygnematophyceae; Desmidiales; Closteriaceae.